Cydia fagiglandana is the source of this 1883-nucleotide messenger RNA. Its product is annotated as sodium/potassium/calcium exchanger 3-like. The transcript is spliced from 11 exons. NCBI's taxonomy places the organism in Eukaryota, Metazoa, Arthropoda, Insecta, Lepidoptera, Tortricidae. The record is from RefSeq and is a predicted model, not a curated record. Gene Ontology annotation, biological process: calcium ion transmembrane transport; intracellular calcium ion homeostasis. Gene Ontology annotation, cellular component: plasma membrane. Gene Ontology annotation, molecular function: calcium channel activity; calcium, potassium:sodium antiporter activity. The coding region runs from base 269 to 1876 and encodes 535 amino acids.
AUGAUGUUAUCGAUAUCAACACUUGUUUAUUCGUUCGGUGGCUUGAAGAAAUUGUUCUCAGUAACACUUCGGCUCCUGUGACGGUCACACAUCAACAAUUAAUAAAUACAUUUUAACCCUUUCCUUACCAAUGCAGUUGCGCUGUAAAUGCAACAAACUCUUUGAAUUCUUUAUUUGACAAAAGCUACAAACUAAAUAAAUUUUUGGAUCGUGACGUGAUCACCAAAUUCUUUAUCUAGUCGAAGAUCUAAUUUUAUAUUAAUAUUAAAUGGCCAACAUGUUAAUAAGGACUAGACAAGUGCGUAAAUUUAGAGUUGCAAUAAUUAUAAGAGUGGUUCUGUUCUUCGGUUUGCCGUCCUGUUAUUUCCUGGCUCGCAAUGUUACGGGCACUUCACCUGAACUUUCCAUUAAACAAUUCAGCGUUACUUCAGGCUCCAUCGGCAGCUACUCGUCCCGCCACUUGCUGGCGGUGGCCGAACCGCAAAAGAACUGCACGCCUGCUGCCAUUUUGGAGUUCCCACCAGACGGGUUCACCCGAACUCAAAGGCAACAUGGUUUUAUAGCAAUACAUUGUGUUCUGGCGAUCUAUUGCUUUCUCCUGUUGGGUGCGGUGUGUGAACAAUACUUCGUGCCAGCGAUCGAGAUCAUAUGCGAACGUCUGGAGAUGGAGGAGGACGUGGCGGGCGCCACGUUCAUGGCGGCGGCCAGCUCCAGCCCCGAGCUGUUCAUCAACUGCGUGGGCACGUUCGUGACGGAGGGCGACCUGGGCGUGGGCGCCGUGGUCGGCUCCGCCGUGUUCAACGUGCUCGCGGUGCCCGCGUGUUGCGGCUUCAUCGCCGGGAAGGCUAUCGAGCUGGACUGGUGGUCGGUGUCGCGCGACUGCCUCAUGUACGCCGUGGCGGUGGUGGCGCUCAUCCUGACACUCCUCGACAACAAGGUGCUCUGGUACGAGGCGCUGAUGCUAGUGCUCAUGUACACUCUUUACAUACUAGCUAUGGCAUUCAACGGGCGUUUGGGAUCCUUCAUGAGAAGUGGAUGUUGCUAUUUCAAUAAGCCCAAAAUGUAUAGUGAAAUUACCCCUCUUCUCGCUAAAGGUGCAGAGAAAAGCUAUUCAGUAGUUACAGACAACAAUAACAACCACAAUUCAUUUAAUAAAAUAAAUCAUCGUCUCGACUUGGAAAACGGUAUAGAAAUGUCAAGAAGGCACAAUUCAAGUGACUCAGAGUCGAACUCCAGUGCCAUUUGGCCGUGGCCAGGCGAGAAGUCGUCGAAGUGGAGUAAGGUGCUGUGGGUGCUGACGUGGCCCAUCAGCCUGGUGCUGUGGCUGAGCGUGCCCGACUGCCGCCACCGCCGCUCUCUCUAUCCACUCACCUUCCUCAUGUGCAUCGCUUGGAUCGGCGGGGCCUCUUAUAUAGUAGCUUGGAUCAUCACUAUUAUUGGUGACACUCUCGAUGUCCCCGACAGCAUCACCGGGCUGACGAUCCUAGCGGCGGGCACCAGCCUCCCUGAAGCGGUCUCCAGCGUGCUCGUAACCAAGCAAGGGCACGGCACUAUGGGUAUCAGCAACACGAUCGGCUCGAACACGUUCGACAUCCUUCUGUGCUUGGGGUUGCCGUGGCUCGUCAAGUCACUAUUCUACCCAGCUUCACCAAAAAAUCAUUGGGUGGCAAUAAACUCUAGCGGGUUGUCGUACAGCGCCAUCUCGCUGUUGUCCACGCUGUUCGCCCUAUACGGGUCGCUGGCGCUGAACAAGUUCCGGCUGGACUGCAGGGUGGGCGCGGCGUGCGCGGCGCUGUAUCUCGGCUACCUGGCGCUCGCGGCGCUCAUCGAGCUCAACGUCUUCUUCCCGGUCAACCUGCCCGUCUGCCCGCAUUGAUCUAAAG